AAAUAUCGAAAACCGCGAAUCCAUCAAUAGUUUUAAAGCGUUGCUGCAUUUCUUUCAUCGCGCUCUUAGAAUUGUGAUUGGAAUUUCAGUAAAAUGUCGGAUGAUCCGGACUAUUUAUAUGCGCUAAAGCUGCAGCAGCAAUUGGAUGCUGAAAUGUCAAAUGGCAAUGCGAACAACGCACCACAGAGUGAGGAGCACAGUGACUAUGAAUUGGCGCUAAUGUUGCAGAAUGAAAUGAUCAACGACAGUACAGAUGGCAAUGGCAAUGGAGAUGUAGAUGAUUCAAUUGAAAAUGUCAGUAUCCGGGCUCUCGAUAUGACCCACAACAACAACACAAACAAGAACAAAAACAACAGCGACAACAUAACUCUGGUCAAGGAGCUGGAACGUCGCAAUGGGAUAAAUAAACAAACAUCGAGCUUUGACACGUAUCUGGAUCAGACACAGAAUUUGGUUCAUCCGGAAUGGGAGCUGGUCGAUCCCACUCCAGAUAUAUACGCAAUGUUCGUGCGCUUCGAUGAAAAGUUCUUCCAGCAUCGUCUGGGCGCUGUCUCUGUGGAAUGGAGCAAACGCAUGUAUUCAUGCGCUGGCAUUUGCUAUCAGCGUGGCAACAGAUUCGUCAAGGAGAUCAUAAUCCGUCUCAGUGAGCCAUUGUUAAAACUGCGGCCACGCAAGGAUCUGGUCGAGACUCUGCUGCACGAGAUGAUACAUGCGUAUUGUUUUGUCCUCAAUAUACGCGAGGGUAACGGUGGGCACGGUCCCAACUUUAAGCGCAUUAUGGGAACCAUUAACAAGGUGGCGGGUACAAAUAUCACAGUCUAUCAUUCCUUUCACGAUGAGGUUAAUGCCUACAAGACGCAUAUUUGGCGCUGCAAUGGCAUCUGCCAACACCAUAAUCCAUUCCAGGGCUGGGUGAAGCGCACCUCGAAUCGGGCUCCUGGUCCCAGCGAUCAAUGGUGGGCCAAACAUCAGAGUGAAUGUGGCGGCAUUUUUGAAAAGAAGAGCGAGCCACAGAAGCCGUCAGCCGUCAAACCGGACACACAAGCCAAGGUCAAGUCAAAACAGCAGUCCGCAUCUGGAGGUGGCGGAGGUGACAUACGCAACUAUUUUGAAAAGCCCAAGCUGCCAAGGAAAACGGUGCCAAAUAUAAUGUCAACUGGCAAUGUGGUAAGCGCUCUGCCGCCCACCUCCUAUCCAGGCACAUCCAGCAAACCUUUUGAGGGACUGCAGACACGCGACAACAAAAGACGCAAGCAUAACGAACCCAAUAAAAUCUUUGGCUUCAAAGAUUUGACCGGUGACAAUAGCAGCGAUGGCGAUGAGGAUCAACGUAAACCACGAGACGAUCAACAGGCUAAUGGAAUGCAAGGUCCUGGCUACAGUCUGACAAAUGGCAAGGACAGAAGCUCCUUCCACAAUAUGUCGGAUGCCAACAAACGGAAUCACUUGCGUGACAUGUGGGCAAAUCGUUAUAGCAAAGACAAUGAAAAGACUGAGGCCAAGAAGCAGCCAGAGGAAAGCCGAAAGCGUCGUCUGUCCUCCGCCAAUGACAUAGUGUCCUGGGAAAACUAUGAUGAUGAUGUUAUGGUACGCGAUGUGGUUGUGCCUAUAAUUAACAUUUCCGAUAGUGAGGACGAUACCGAGACAACUGAUACAAGGAAAACUGAACGACCAAAAGCCAACCAUCCAAGCAGCCAAGAGCUUACAACUAUGAUUAAACGUGAGAUCAUGGAGGAUGAAUCAAUUUACGAAGACGAUGACAUUAUGAUGAUUGACGAUGAGUAUGAUGCGGAUGUUGAUAACUUGACAGCCGCUUCUGAGCUCGCUGAUCAGUCCAUCAUUGAUGAUCUCUUUGGGGAGGAUACGCUCCUAAAGGAAUUCCAGCGUGAAAAUGAUGUGGUGCCUUGUGGCUCACGUAAUCUACCUGAUGCUGGCAAUGAUAUAACAACCUGUCCCAUUUGCUUUGACAAAAUGAAACGUUCCGAAUUUGCAAACCAUUUGGAGGGAUGCAAUAUCAUCAUUCGAGUACCGCCGCCAUCGAUGAAGGGAAGGACAAACCUGCCCCCCACCAGCAAUGCCAUUAACAAAGGCAAACCAAUUAAGCGCAAAAGGAACAAAUCGAAUCAGAAACAGAUUCUAAAGAGCUCUGGUUACACCGAUUCAGAAAUUGCCGCACUGAAUCUCAGCUCGUCCAGUGACUCGACUCCCAGCACAAGCGAUGAAACUACGCCUCGUCAAAUGCGUCAACGUAGCUUGCAUAAAAAUACUGUACAGUGUCCCAAAUGUGGCCAAGAAUUGCUUGGACACCAAUUGGAGGCACAUCGCAAGAUUUGCAAACGCGGAAAGCGCUGAAAAGAGACAAAAAAAUUCCCUUUGUUACAAGGACUUACAUUUAAGUUGCCAAUGUUACAACGACUUGCAUUUAAAUUCGAAUAGUAUUACAGAUUGCCAUCUAGUUGAAUGUCCAAUCAAUUUUUGUGUUUUUGAAUUAUUACUGUGAAAUUUAUGUUUUUAUUUAUGUUAUUACAGUUCAAAUUCGAAUAUGUAACCGAAAAACUACCAAAUUCAUUUUUUUUUAUUAAUUAUUAAUGUUCAAAAUAGUGGAUUUCCAAACAGCUGUCGAAGAAAUUUUCGUUCCUUUAGCAUGUAAUUUCCUACAUUUGGUCCAGCGACAGAAAGAUCAGUUAUAAAAAUCUAUUAAAUAUAUUUUAUUAUAU
This is a messenger RNA of Drosophila innubila, 2717 nucleotides long. RefSeq lists its product as uncharacterized. Gene Ontology annotation, cellular component: nucleus. NCBI's taxonomy places the organism in Eukaryota, Metazoa, Arthropoda, Insecta, Diptera, Drosophilidae. The record is from RefSeq and is a predicted model, not a curated record. The transcript is spliced from 4 exons. Bases 94 to 2352 code for a protein of 752 amino acids. Gene Ontology annotation, molecular function: metalloendopeptidase activity; polyubiquitin modification-dependent protein binding; single-stranded DNA binding. Gene Ontology annotation, biological process: DNA damage response.